This is a messenger RNA of Xiphophorus couchianus (Monterrey platyfish), 2575 nucleotides long. RefSeq names its product proteasomal ubiquitin receptor ADRM1-like. The transcript has 10 exons. The record is from RefSeq and is a predicted model, not a curated record. Gene Ontology annotation, cellular component: cytoplasm; nucleus; proteasome regulatory particle, lid subcomplex. NCBI's taxonomy places the organism in Eukaryota, Metazoa, Chordata, Actinopteri, Cyprinodontiformes, Poeciliidae. The coding region runs from base 435 to 1685 and encodes 416 amino acids. Gene Ontology annotation, molecular function: endopeptidase activator activity; proteasome binding.
ACAAUCUGCAUCUUAGUGCAUUUUUAGCCUGGUUUAACCUCGGAGUAAUAUUUGUAUUGGUUAUAUUUAUUUUCAUACAGCUGCUGAUGUAAAACACGCAUAAAACUAAUUGGGUAGUAAAAAUAAAAUGAUAACAUAAAUUUAUUUUAUUAACCUUCUUUCAUCUCUUAGUUUGAUGUGUUUGGUGUUAGUCUAAUUUAAUUGCAUUACACUGCCAGCGCUAUAAUAAAUGUUAUUAAUUUGAUGUGUCAACCUAACUCUGUUAUCUCUACCGAACUUGCGCAGCAGAUUUAAACCCCCUCAUGUUGACGCUCGGUUGAGCCAAUCAGAACGAAGCUCCUCCGCUGGUCAGCCAAUCACAACAGGCGUCGCAGACUUCGGUGGUUUUGCAGCUGAAGGAUAAGUCCGACAGAAAUCAGACCGUCCUCCUCAUCAUGGCGUCUGGCGCUCUGUUCCCAAGCCUGGUGUCCGGCUCCCGCGGCUCCUCCAGCAAAUACCUCGUGGAGUUUCGGGCCGGUAAGAUGACGAUGAAGGGCAGCACGGUGACCCCCGACAAGCGUAAAGGUCAGGUCUACAUCCAGCAGACGGAUGACUCCCUCAUCCACUUCUGCUGGAAGGAUCGCACCACCGGGAAUGUGGAUGAUGACCUGAUUAUCUUCCCUGAUGAUUGUGAGUUUAAACGGGUCAACCAGUGCACCACCGGACGGGUUUAUGUGCUGAAGUUUAAAGCCGGCUCUAAAAGACUCUUCUUCUGGAUGCAGGAACCGAAAAACGAUAAGGAUGAUGAGUACUGCCGCAAAGUGAACGAGUACCUGAACAACCCGCCCAUCCCAGGCGCUCUGGGCAGCAGCGGCAGUGGAGGACACGACCUGUCUGCACUGGGAGGUGAGGGUGGUCUGCAGAGCCUUCUGGGCAACAUGAGUCACAACCAGCUCAUGCAGCUCAUUGGACCAACUGGACUGGGGGGGAUCGGCGGUCUGGGGGCUCUGGCCGGGCCGGGCUUGGCCAACCUCCUGGGCAGCAGCAGCAGCAGCAGCAGCAGCAGCGUUCCUGCAGUCAGCAACUCCACCACCAGUCCGUCCACCGCCGUCACGCCGACCUCCACCUCCACCCCCAGCCGGCUGGGCUCCACCCAGGUGCCCACCACUCCCAUCACCCCCCUGGCCACUUCUUCACCCUCCCCCACAGCCUCCACCCUCUCCAUCCCUGCUGCCACUGCUGCUGCAGCCGCAGCCAAUCCCACGCAGCCCAUCCAGCUCAGAGACCUGCAGAGCAUCCUGGCCACCAUGAAUGUCCCGGCCAGCAGCCAGGGAGUGGACCUAGCUAGUGUGUUGACCCCUGAGGUCAUGGCUCCCAUCCUGGCCAACCCGGAGGUGCAGCAGAGACUGACGCCCUACCUGCCGUCCGGCGAGUCGCUGCCGCAGAGCUCAGAGGAGCUGCACAACACGCUCAGCUCGCCUCAGUUCCAGCAGGCUAUGAGCAUGUUCAGCAACGCUCUGGCGUCUGGCCAGUUGGGGCCUCUGAUGAACCAGUUUGGUCUCCCAGCUGAGGCUGUAGAUGCUGCCAAUAAAGGAGAUGUGGAGGCUUUUGCCAAAGCAAUGGAGACGGAGACGGAGACGAAGUCAGACCAGGAGAGUGACUCCAAAGACAAGAAGGACGACGACGAAGACAUGAGUUUGGACUAAAUGCUCUUUAAAGAAGGCUAACACUAUUAUUUAUACCUAUUUAUUUACCUGUUGCUGCUUAGUUUCUGUUACUUAAAGACCUGAUGUGGUAACUGUUGCUCCAGCCUCAGCUGAUCUCAUCUGUAGACAUGACUCCCUGCCUGUCUCACCAUGUUAACUUGUCCUUAUCCCAGGAGGCAGUAAAGUCUAAAUUAAAACUUUGUUGAUGCUUUAAUGACUGAUUGUUUUGCAACAGAUUGGGUAAAGCUUGCCUUAAAUUGGAUUAAAAAUCCAUGAAUCAUCUGUUUACCUGAGAUUAGGUGGUGGAGGCAGAGGCUCCAGGAGGGAAAACCAAACAAUUUUCAGUUUUAAAAAUUGGGCCUCUGCCUUUUUAAAGGGGAAGUAUGUGUUGUUCAGGCACAUGGUGACAUUUUAUAGCACAAUCAAGUAAUGUUAUUACCUUCAGUUGUUAUAAAAAUGCUACAUAUGUCAAAUAUGACAAAAGAAAUUUGACUUUGUAAUUUAACUCCUUGAAAUUGGGCCUCUGCCUCUUUAAAAACUCCUGUUUCUGAAGGAAGCCAUUAUGACAUGGCUCCUUUAUGAACUCUUUAAUAAAGGAGCCAUGCGUUUUUUACCAGCGUUUCAGAAGUAGCUCCUAUAAUGAGCUCAGCUGAUGCGCAGCUCCAUCAGGUGUUUGCUAAUUGCUUCUGGCUAGUUUGAAGGAGUUUGGGGAAAAUUUGGAAGCUGCAGCUCAGAAUGAAGAGCUGAAUGGUUACCAUGGAGAUUUUGGGGUGGAAAAAGAUUGGAAAAACACAGUUUUCCAAUUAAGCUUUGUUUUGGAUUAGACCAGAGUAACUUUCUGUUCAUAAUCCUGAAAUAAUAAAAUAAACAUUUAAUAUGCUAGAUUUAAA